Messenger RNA from Owenia fusiformis, 614 nucleotides. Lineage: Eukaryota; Metazoa; Annelida; Polychaeta; Sabellida; Oweniidae. The record is from the annotation of a GenBank genome assembly.
AACCCUUUCACAGAAUUUGAUUCCAUUGAUGAGUCUAUUCACGGGUGCAAAGCAAGUCAAGCUUUGAAGGUUCUCGAAGGAACAAUAUUUUGUUCUGAAUUUCUUCCGUUCAGUCUUGGAAUAUAUCCCAGUCACAGACAUUUUUCAACAAACGAGACAUAUGCAGAUUUGGAACGUAUUCUCAAGCCAAAAACCGGGCUUGCUAAAAGUCUUUAUCAGGCUUCACUCUAUGACAAUGUCUGGGCAAUAGGAAUGGCGAUUAAUGAAACUCUGAAGACUUUUACCGUGGACGAAGUCAAGAAUUAUAAGCAUAGUACUAACGAGAAUAAGAAAUUACUCAAUGCACUUUACGACAAUCUUCUCGGGGUAUAUUUGCAAGGAGUUUCAGGUCGUUAUUACUAUAACAAAACAACUGGGGCGAGACAGUCGGAUAGCUACGUUGGAAUUUGGGACUCAAAAAAGACGUUAAUCAAAAUUGGUUAUUUUGAUGCAAAAGAAAGUAACCUUACUAUAACACAAUCCCCUGCCGUUAUUUGGAAGUCAAAAGGUGGAACUACACCACUCGACUCUGAAAUAGAACACGUUGUCCGUAGACGUAUUAGUAAGACUUCUAU